GAGGGCUGGUGGGCGAGGCUGGCGGCUGGAGCCAGCAUGGCGGCCGAGCGCAAGACCAAGUUGUCCAAGAACCUGCUGCGCAUGAAGUUCAUGCAAAGGGGACUGGACUCGGAAACCAAGAAACAACUAGAGGAAGAAGAAAAGAAGAUCAUCAGUGAGGAGCACUGGUACUUGGAUUUGCCAGAGCUUAAAGAAAAAGAGAGUGUCAUAAUAGAGGAGCAGAGCUUCUUGUUAUGUGAAGAUCUUCUGUAUGGAAGAAUGUCAUUCAGAGGAUUUAAUCCUGAAGUUGAGAAAUUGAUGCUUCAGAUGAAUGCUAAGAACAAAGCAGAAGAUGAAGAUGAAGAUGAGAUAGUAGAGCUUGAUGUGUCAGAUGAGGAAAUGGCUAGAAGAUAUGAGACCUUGGUGGGGACAAUUGGAAAAAAGUUUGCCAAGAAAAGAGAUCGUGCCAAUUACGAAGAAGAUGAAAAUGGAGACAUAAAACCAGUUAAAGCAAAGAAGAUGUUCUUAAAGCCCCAAGAUUAAAAAUGAUGCCUUAAAAUAUGUCUCGGGGUGGCCAUGAGAACAGCAGACUUUGGAGCCCAUCCCAGUGGCAUCUUUCAGCUAUUAAUACUUGAUAUUUAUUUGUAAAGAGAUGUGUAAUUUUAGAAAUAGACUGUGUUUGAAACAGAUGUGUAAUGGAUGUUAUACAUCCUUUUCCGAAUCAGGUUCAUCAGAAGCGGAAGUUGAGCCUGAAUCUUACAGAUGUUCAUAGGCACAGCAUUGCUUCCUAAAGAUUUUACCUCAGUUCUUUUUAUAUAGCUCUCCAGUGGCUGACCUUGAAUGGACUCCUAUAGAUUAAUGCCAGUGUUUAAAUUGCCUUUAAGAUUAUAUUUUACUUUAAAUUAUUAGUCAUAUAAUCAUGUCCAGCCGAUUCAUACAUUCAUUUUGGAGUCAAAUGUCAUAGGAAUUUAUUAUAUGUACAUUCAUCAAGAGCAAACAUGCCUCUCCAACGUGAAGUAUUUGCAUGCUACCAGGUCUAUCACUUUAUGGUAUUGUUUUUUGUUUAAGGCAUUUAAUUUUUUAAAAUGUUCUGUAAUAAAUAUCUGUUUCCACAUG
Messenger RNA from Marmota flaviventris (yellow-bellied marmot), 1095 nucleotides. RefSeq names its product M-phase phosphoprotein 6 (gene Mphosph6). The record is from RefSeq and is a predicted model, not a curated record. Gene Ontology annotation, biological process: maturation of 5.8S rRNA. Lineage: Eukaryota; Metazoa; Chordata; Mammalia; Rodentia; Sciuridae.